AUGGCUGCUACCACGGAAGUCCAGGGGAUGAUCCUGGGGAAGGAGCAAGUCAUCAACGAUGCGCCCAAGGUCAUCAAAGAACUCCAGUUCGGCGUCUUGUCGGAUCAAGACAUCAUCAACCAGUCCGCAGUUGAACUCGUCGAUCGCCGUCUCUUCGAUCUCGACAAGACUCGAUCCGGAGGUGCUCGUGCCAUCGCCGAGUAUGGUCCUCUUGACCGGCGCAUGGGCGUGUCAUCCAAGGCCAACAUUUGCGAUACGUGCGGAAAGCCUCUACAAGACUGCAACGGGCAUUUUGGCCAUGUGCGCCUUGUCCUGCCGGUUUUCCACGUCGGAUAUUUCAAAAAGGACUGCUCCUGCAUCCUCCUCUCCGAAUUCGACCGCAGAAAAUUCCUCAGUGCUCUCCGCAAAGCGCAAGAUGAUACUCUCCGACAAGCCGCGAUCGUGAGGAAAGUCGCCGACCAAUGCAAAAAGACCAAGACUUGCUUUGAAUGUGGCGCCAUCAAUGGUCAGGUGAGAAAAGCUGGGACACAGGCGCUGAAGAUAUCCCACGACAAAUUUAGAUCAUACAAUGCCUCUACAGCGCGAACGAAAGUACCCCCCGAGGAGAAGAAACUGUUCGACCAGUCUUUUGACACAGCGAAGCUCACCAAUUCUGAACUCGAGAAACAUCUCAAGAAGGCAAUGGACGAUUUGACUCCCCUGCGCGUUUACCGUCUCUUCAGACGUGUGCGGCGUGCUGAUCGCGACUUGCUUGGUCUCUUUUCCGCGAGACCUGAGGAAUUUCUCUGGACAUACAUCCCAGCACCCCCCGCAUGCAUACGACCCUCAGUAGGGCAAGAAGCUUCGAGUACCGAGGACGAUAUCACUGCCAAACUGGGCGACAUUGUUGCUGCCAAUGAUGCCUUGCGGGAUACACUCGAGAGGGGACUCCCCACUGCGCAGAUCAUCGAGCAUUGGGACUACUUGUCUCUCAAUCUCGCAAUGUACAUCAACAGCGACGUUCCGGGUCUAGCCAAGACAGAUGGCAAGCAGAUUCGAGGUUUUGUCCAGCGGCUGAAGGGCAAACAAGGCCGCUUUCGUGGUAACCUGUCAGGCAAACGUGUUGACUUUUCUGGUCGUACUGUUAUCUCCCCCGACCCGAACCUGAGCAUUGACGAGGUCGCCGUGCCUGUGCUCGUGGCGAAGAACAUGACGUAUCCUGAAGUGGUCAAUGAGACAAACAUUGAGAAGCUACGACAACGAAUCCUGAAUGGACCUGAUAAGUGGCCCGGGGCUAAUCAUGUCGUCAAAUUAGAAGGCGGGUACAAGAACUCUCUCAAAUUCGGCAACAGCAUGACUGCCAAACAUCUCAAGGAAGGCGACAUCGUCGAAAGGCAUCUUGAGGAUGGCGAUAUUGUGCUAUUCAACCGGCAACCCUCCCUCCACAAGCUCAGUAUUCUGAGUCAUUUUGUCAAGGUUCGGCCUCAUCGGACGUUCCGACUCAACGAAUGCGUAUGCAAUCCAUACAAUGCGGACUUUGACGGGGACGAGAUGAAUCUUCACGUCCCUCAGACUGAGGAAGCGCGAACAGAAGCUAGACUCCUGAUGGGUGUCAAGUACAACAUCGUUACGCCUAAGAACGGAGAGCCGAUCAUUUCUGCCAUCCAAGACUUUAUCACCGCUUCGUGGCUCUUAAGCAGCUUAGACCAAUUCUUCGACAAAAAGACUUUCGUUACCAUGUGUUGCGGUAUGCUGGAGCCUGGUACAAAGUUCGAUCUUCCGCCACCAGCCGUCAUUAAACCACAGACUCUUUGGACGGGAAAGCAAGUUUUUAGCGUGCUGAUGCGGCCGAACAAGCAGUCGAAUGUGACAGUCAACCUGGACGCUCCCUCCCGAGACCACAACCAAUAUCACCCCGGCCUACAUCGCGAUUUGCAAGACGACAGCUUCUUGUGCAUCCGCAACUCGGAAGUUCUCUGUGGCAGAAUGGACAAAGGCACAGUCGGUUCUGGCAAGAAGAAUUCGGUAUUCUACAUCCUCUACCGCGACUUCGGUCCCGAUGAAGCUGCCCGUGGAAUGAAUCGGUUAUCGAAGCUCUGCGCUAGAUGGUUGGGCAACCAAGGCUUCACCGUCGGUAUUAGUGAUGUCACCCCACCAGGCAAAUUGGUGAAGGAGAAAGGCGACAUGAUAGGAAAGGUCUUCAACGAGUGCCUAGGCUUUGUUCGAGACUCGAAGGCGGGCAAGCUGAAGAGAAAAGCAGGUCUUGACGACGCAGGCACUCUGGAAGCAGAGCAAGUCCGAGUGCUGAGCACAGUCCGAACGAACAUCUCCAAAAUCCUGACGAACCAGCUGAGCAAGUACAACACUCCUAUGGUCAUGGCUACAUCCGGUUCCAAGGGGUCGAACAUCAACGUAGCUCAGAUGGCUGCUCUACUUGGACAGCAAGAUAUCGAAGGGAAGCGUGUUGCCGACGGUUUCCAGGACCGAACUUUGCCUCAUUUUCCGAAGCACGAACGAUCGCCACCUUCCAAAGGCUUCGUUUCCAACAGUUUCUUCAGUGGCCUGCUGCCGUACGAGUUCUUGUUCCACGCCGUUGGUGGGCGUGUCGGUCUGGUUGAUACUGCCGUCAAGACUGCAGAGACUGGUUACAUGUCACGACGACUGAUGAAGUCCCUCGAAGAUCUCUCCACCCAAUAUGACCGGACAGUCCGGAACUCCGCAUCCAAUGUCGUGCAGUUUCGUUUCGGAGACGACGAGCUGGACCCAGUGGACAUGGAAUCGAGCGCCAAACCCGUCGACUUCGAACGUACCUAUGCUCACGUCGAGGCCAUCACCUUUGACGUGAGAGACCGGGGGCUUGAGGAUACCGAGAUCUUUAGCAUCAUGGAAGAGAAACUCUCGGCUGAGCGUAGGAAGCUCGCAAGAGAAGGUCUUGACGGCGUUGAGCUUCAGUACGAUGAUAACGAUGAGAGGCACGUUGAUCAGAAAGAGAGUAACCGGGACUUCUUGAAAUCGAUACACGACUUCAUCAUGGCAAAGUCGCAGUCGUUCAACGAGGCAAGAGCUAAGAAGAAGCAAUACGCCCUCCCUCCCGCUGGGGCAGGCGUGGGCCUGAAGAGAAAGGCCGGUGCCGAUAUUGAUGACCAGGAGAUUAGCACACCCGCACCCAAGAAACGUGCCGGCAGGAAAGGUGCUGUCCUAGCCACGACGAAAGGAGGCAACAAAGGAAAGCAAGCUACGAUCGCCAGCAGCUCAUUGGCACCACCUUCAACCAAAGAUCGCUUUGACCUCACCUCGAAAAUGUCUAAGAAGACCUUGGAGGCUUUCAUCGACGAGUGCUUAACGAAGUACGAAAAAGCACGUGUUGAACCGGGUCAUGCUGUCGGUGCAGUCGGUGCUCAAUCGAUUGGUGAGCCUGGAACGCAGAUGACGUUGAAGACUUUCCAUUUUGCUGGCGUUGCUGGCAUGAGUUUGACAGCUGGUGUACCUCGUAUCAAAGAGAUCAUCAACGCCUCAAAGGAGAUCAGUACGCCAGUAAUCACCUGUCGGUUAGAACGCAGGAGAGACUUGUCAAUACCCGAGGGUCUCGCUCGGAUUGUCAAAGGUCGUAUUGAAAGCCUCUUUCUUGGUGAUGUCGCUUCUUACAUUGAGAUCCGACACUCUCUGGACCGACCCAGCUGCAUCCACCUGAAGAUCUCGUUGGACACGAUCAUCGAUCUCGGACUCGAUCUCACUAUGAGGGACAUAGUCUCGGCCAUCCAGAAACAUCGACAACUCAAAGCGUCCAAGUUGAGGAUCCAGCUGCGUGGCAAAGACGAGCUCAGAAUCUCAACAGAAUUCGCUAUCAAGUCAGCCAAGAGAGGAGCCGCCGCCAAAGUGGACGAGGAAGGACAGGGUGAGCGUCUGAUGCGUCUUCAAAUGCUGCGACGUAUCUUACCUAGUGUACAUGUUCUUGGUCACCCCCAGGCCACCAGAGCAGUUGUCAUGUCUGAAGACGAUCCACGAUCAGACGAGGUCAAAGCUAUGCGAAGAGCUCUGGCCGACCAACAGGCGAAGCGUGAAGAAGAAUCUUCUACAAGCGGCGAACCAAAAGUCAAAGAGGAGGCCAAAACAGGGUCAAAGGUUAAACUCGAAGAACCCACGACGUCUAUCCUCUCUAAUAUCCCUACUAAAGACACCGCCCCUGUGCAGAUGCACAAGGUUAUGGUCGAAGGUUACGGUCUACGUUACUGCAUGAAUACUGAAGGCGUCGACCCCUACAAGACGGAGACAAACGGAGUCAUCGAGACGUUACAAGUUUUGGGCAUUGAAGCGGCACGGUCAAAAAUCAUCACUGAGAUCCAGGAGGUCACCAAAGGCUUGAGCAUUGACCCGCGACAUAUGUACCUUCUCGCAGAUGUCAUGACGUACAAGGGCGAAGUUCUGGGGAUUACGCGCUUUGGGCUUGCGAAGAUGAGGGACAGUGUUCUUCAGCUCGCCUCGUUUGAGAAAACGGCAGAUCAUGUAUUCGAUGCCGGUGCCGCCGGGAAGGUCGACCGUAUCGAAGGUGUGAGUGAGAGCGUGAUUGUGGGCAAGACCAUGGGCGUGGGCACGGGGAGCGUGGAGGUUGUAAGGUACCUGGAUCAUCCGCUUGAGACGGGGAGUAAGUUCGUGACGAAGCGGUGUGUUUUUGAGGAUGCGUGGGAAGGGAGGAAGAGCAAAAAGAGACAACCGAAAUGA
Molecule: messenger RNA, 4698 nt
Organism: Cladophialophora carrionii CBS 160.54
Lineage: Eukaryota; Fungi; Ascomycota; Eurotiomycetes; Chaetothyriales; Herpotrichiellaceae
Exons: 3
Coding region: 1-4698 (1565 amino acids)
Biological process (GO): DNA-templated transcription
Molecular function (GO): DNA-directed RNA polymerase activity; DNA binding
Source: RefSeq, a predicted model, not a curated record